Molecule: messenger RNA, 1275 nt
Organism: Girardinichthys multiradiatus
Lineage: Eukaryota; Metazoa; Chordata; Actinopteri; Cyprinodontiformes; Goodeidae
Product: macrophage mannose receptor 1-like
Exons: 5
Coding region: 50-877 (275 amino acids)
Source: RefSeq, a predicted model, not a curated record
UCAGAGUUACUGCAGGGAAAGAUACACAGACCUGGUGACCAUUGGGAACAUGGAGGAUGUGAAUAUUCUGAGAGGCAUGGCAAAUCUCACCCGAUUGGUCUACUCAACAGGCAGCUCUGUGUUCUGGAUUGGACUGUACGACGACGUGAACAGCUGGAGGUGGUCCAUGUCAGACCCAAACUUCUACCAACAUGAGGAGAACCAGUUCAGGAACUGGGAAGCUGGAGAACCAAACAAUGAAUUUGGGAUUGAGUUCUGUGGACGAAUAAGUUUGAACGGAUUGUGGAAUGAUGUGCCCUGCUCUGGCAAAUUAAAUGCGGUUUGCUUUAAUGUCAGCGGGACGACUCCCUGGUUUUAUAACACCAGCAGUAGCAUGAGCUGGACUCAAGCUCAGAGCUACUGCAGAGAACAUCACACAGAUCUGGCCAGUGUGAGACACAUGUCUGACAACCAGGUGAUAAAGAAUUUGAUCACAAAACCAGUCUGGAUCGGUCUGUACCGAGACUCCUGGAAGUGGGUGGAUGGAAGGAACUCAUCAUACAGGUACUGGAACACUGGGGAACCCAAUAAUAACAACGGGAAAGGGGAAUGUGCUGCUGCAAACUUUGGACAGGCUGGAAAAUGGGAGGACUGGAGCUGUGGAUGGAAGAAAGCCUUCAUUUGCUAUGCUGCUCCUCGAUCACACCAAGUUAUAAAACUGAAGCUGGAGUUCUCCUCCUCUCUGGCUCGGGAUAAUUCUACUGCGUUGAAAGACCUGCUGAAGAAACUGAAACAGAAGCUGAAGGACGACGGAGUGAAAGGAGACAUCAAACUGAGCUGGAGGAAGCACUUAGAUGGAGAGGUCUUCCAGAAGCAAAGGAAGAAAGAUGAGCUUUAAAUGUGAUUUUUUUUAUUUCAAUCUUUUUUGUUUAAGAAGGUGUUUUAUCAUUUAUUCUCUUAUUUUUGGUCUGUGAAUAGAAGACGGGGCUUCAGUGCUGCUGGGGCAUGGGUUAUUAGAAAAUAAAUAAGACCAGCGUUAUAUUAGCUUUGCAUUUAAAACAGACUAUGUUUAAUGAGAUGAAAGAAGACAUCUAACUGAGCUGGAGGACCAGUCAGAUGGAAUGAUCUAGAAGAAAAGAAGCUGGAAACAUGAAGAUCUUCCUAAGGAUUUCUCCUUUCUGCCAUUUCAGAUGCUGCUUUCAUAUUUUCUUGAUAUAUACUGACUAAUUUGUUUAAUAUGGAGAUAAAAUUGAAAUUGUUAGGAUUUUAACAAUGAACUGUGAUAAUUUAACUGAA